GUGUUGCAGAGCUCUGCUAAGUGAUUUUCUCAGGGAAAUCUAAGAAAAAUGUUAAUACAGAGCUUUCAAAUGGCUUCCAAGAAAUGAUCUAUAAUAUUGUUAGCUGUGGUAAUAAGGGGCCCUAGCUAGGGGAUUUUAGGGGCAGUAAAUGUCAGCCUUGUUAUAGCUCUAAUUAAGAUCAUCGAGGGAUUUCCCAAGAGGCUCCUCCUUCUUCCAGCCCCUUCACUGAGUCACCCAAGCGUGUGAGGAAGGUUUAGAAGCCACCAACUAUAAAAAUGCUGGCGGUCCCUAAAGAUCAAGAAUUGGAACUCUCUGAAUGCAGCCUGAACCUUCCCCAGUAUGCAGAUAGCAUUGCUGAACUCUGGAUGCCGUUGCUGGGGAACUUGGAUACUGGACGAGCCUCGAGGUGGUGAUGCUCUCACAGCUAUUGCUAUAGUCAGGAAAACCCCCGGCAAGCUUAGGGGGUCCCCCUUUACCUCUGCUUCGCCUCAGAAAUCCGUUCUGGGCUCAGAGCAAAGACGAUAAGCUCUUCUGAUCUCCUGCUUGGUAGAGGGCAACUGAUCCCGCCGCUUUGUCCAGAACGAGGCUGGGUGGGCACCUGUGAGUUUCCGUAGGCAAUCGGUGAAUUUCCACAUGGACAAUUAGUUCACGAGAUACAUCAACAACCAACUUUAUCACCUGGAAGUGCCUCCUUGAGGGACAAGAGGGGGGCAACAGGCUAGAGCGCGCUGGUAACUGGUCUCCUGUGUGCUAGCUUUCUUCAAGACCCCAACAUGGGAAACAGCCCCGAAAAACUGGAGGCCAUCCUGGCACUUGCCAUACUACCCUGGCUGACUCUGGUCCAGGGUUCCUGCAGCAGCUGUCCGGCUGGUACUUUCUGGAAUGGUACAGACUGUGGAAAAGACAAAAAUCAGGCAUGUAUCCCAUGCCCCCCAAAUAGUUUCUCUAGUACAGCCGGGGAUCAGAGGACAUGUGACAUAUGCAGGAGGUGCAAAGGUACUUUCAGAACUAAGAGAGAAUGUACUCCAACGAGUAAUGCAGAGUGUGAAUGUAUCUCCGGGCUUCAUUGUUCUGGAGUAGGAUGUGAGAGUUGCCAACCAGAUUGUAAAGAAGGUCAAGAAUCUACAGUAAAAGGUUGUAGAGACUGUAGCUUUGGUACCUUUAAUGAUCAGAAACAAGGGAGCUGCAGACCCUGGACAAACUGCUCUUUGAAUGGGCUUGUCGUGCUCGUAAAUGGAACCAGUAAAACGGAUGUGCUGUGUGGACCCACCAGAACGGAUGCCCCCCCGGCUACCACCUCCGGAACAGUUCCUGCUUUUCUCGUGAAGACUGAUAAGAACCAACAACUAGUCACCUUCACUCUGGCUCUGGUGAUGGCAGUAGGAUUCUUUGUGCUCCUCACCUUUUCAUGGUUCUAUUUUGCCAUCAGGAACAAAAAGAAACUGUCCUUCCUGCUUCAGCAAACUCUUAAAAAACCAGUACAGAUUGCCCAAGAAGAGGAUGCCUGUAGCUGUGGGUUUCCAGAAGAGGAACAAGGAGAGCGUGAAAUCAUCAAAUUCCAAUCUGAGCUGCAUUUGGAGCUGAUUUUAAAGGACUCAAAGCAGUAAGACUUUGGGACCAUUCACACAGCAGCAGAAAAUUUGUCUACUGAUAUUGCUUGGGAAGAAACCUAAGAAAGACCACGCUGGUUUCAAGAGAAGGAUCCGAGUCUAAAUCAGAUGGAGUGUUGCCUCAGAAUAGGCUUUGAAUUGGAGCUGUAGAGGAGAGCAGUUCCCUUCAGUUGUACAUUUUACAAGCUAUCCAUAACUGCCCAUCCUGUUUGACUCGUCCUACAUUCCCCACGGAUGGGGUCGACCUAACAUGCCAGAAGCCUUCACUGUUUUCUCCUGACAUUUUAAGGGCAUCUUCUGUCCAGUUCCUCACUGAUUUUAGAGGGCAUCCCCAAAGUCUUAAGGCUUAAAAAUGACACUUAUAUUGUGGAGACCCUCUCCACCUCAUCUAAGCUCAGUUAUUGUACAUCCAGACAGUUUUUCUGUGUUGUGACAUGCAAUCAAAUUCUUUUAAAAGGCAGGAAGCCUCAACGUAUGUCUGUAUGAUUCCUUUCAAUUAGCACAGUUUGGCUUGAGCCAUUAACAGGUCUUUUAGUGGAUAAGGGAAACAGAGGUAAGGGUCUUAUAAAUAUAUAAAUAUAUGUGUAGAUGUAUAAAAUUAAAUGCAUAUUUAAAUUUAAAA
Molecule: messenger RNA, 2232 nt
Organism: Monodelphis domestica (gray short-tailed opossum)
Lineage: Eukaryota; Metazoa; Chordata; Mammalia; Didelphimorphia; Didelphidae
Gene: TNFRSF9
Product: TNF receptor superfamily member 9
Biological process (GO): regulation of cell population proliferation
Molecular function (GO): signaling receptor activity; protein binding
Source: RefSeq, a predicted model, not a curated record